AACUCUCAACAGCGCCACUAGCUCCCGCGUAUGAACUCCACGCAGAUAAACAGCCAGACGGGGUGCAGAGGUGCAAUCACGAGAAGCGGAGGUUUCAAAUGCUGGUAUUAAAUACUUGUCAAGAAUGUCCCUGACUACGUCUGAGACCAGGACGCUGCAGUACCUACUGCAGGUGUCCAAACCUGCCCACAAUCCACUGGUGACUGUAGCUGGGCUCACGGCCAUCUUUGAGUUUGUCAAGUCCACAUAUGACUGGAAGGUUGUGCAGUACCUGUUGGAGGAGGGCCUGGCCGAUGUACUGGUCAGCUGUCUGGACACCUGGACGCCGGGGGGCAAGAACCAGGACAUACAUGGUGUUCUCGUGAUGCUCGCGUUGAAAGUCACCCACCACCUUGCAUCCAUGUCUCCACUUGUUCUGCGCCCGCUGAUGACAGUCAGAUUUUACACAUCCCUACUUCAAUUGACAGACACCAAAGGAGACUUUUUCAGAUUCUCUUGUGAGUUUCAGGAAAUGUUUUCCCUCUUAACACGGGGAAAACAGCUGAUAGCAAAUGUUGUCAUGGAAACAGUUGGCGGAGAUGUUAAACAACAUCUUGGAAACAUCCUGAAAUAUCCCAUAGACCUGCCUGGACGUAUCUACAGGUGCAGCUGCUUCGACACCAGUGGUGAGACGGACGUCAACAUCACACAGCAGCUGAUGAGCAAAGGUCUGGCCUGGCCCACCUUAAAUAUCCAGGGAGGAGAACUGAAGGACUGGAAGGACGUGAUUGUCACCGAGCAUCUCAGGGAUCAGUACUUCUAUGCUCUUCUUGGUGAGGCGGCAAUUAGGCAGGCAGCUGCCAUUAAGUCCCUCAUAGAAAAUGUGAAGGGUGAUCUACAUGUGGCAGCCAUCGAGGUUGGAAAGAUUGUGCUCAUGGUUGUUGUUCGAGAUGGGCAGCUGGAACAUGUCCGAGGUCAGGUUGUCAGCUAUGUUGGAGAAUGGGUGAAGGCGACGAUGUUGGAGUACGGAGGGGUGAGGGAAGUUCGGCUGAAGAAUGUUUUUGAGUUGCCAUCUGCUCUCAGCCUCAUGUACUUCCCUGCCCAGACUUCCCUGUGCUACUUGGCAGGUGUGCAAGCCCCGCCCAGUGAUGUAUACACUCUGCAGCUGGCCUUAGCAUCCAUGUGUAACCUCAUCCGCUACUGUGUCGCAUCAGGGUUGACUUUGUUGAAGACUGGUUGUUUGACAUACUUGCUGCCAGUCCUGCGCUGCCCAGACUCCAGCCUGGUGCUACAGACUCUCCGCAUCCUCAACAACCUCGCCACCAACCCCCACACCGACAAGACUGUAUUUGAACCAGUUCUCCAUGACCUACUUGAGCUGUUGAGGAGUGUGCCUGACAAGGGUUGGAGCGUCAACGUGAGGGAGGACACCAGCUACACCUGCAUGUCCUGCAUCGCCAACAUCCUCACUUUCUCCAGACACUACCGCUCGGUCUUCUACCAGAACGAGGGAUUGUCAACUGUACUACGAAUCAUGGUGUGCUACAAACCAUUCAGACCCGUUUACAAGAUGGGCACUCAGCUUUUGCGCAACUUCCUGUAUGUGACAGAGGUGAAGGCCACACAGCGAGGAACCCCAGAUGGUGUUGAGGCCCCAAAGGCUGACACGGUGACUGCAGGAAGCACUAGUUUGGACCAGACAAACAGUCCUCAGCGGCCGGUCACCUUCCAGGCAGAGGACAUCAGCUCUAGUGAGGAGGACGAGGGGGAUACAAAUGGAGGACGUCGUGCGUCCCCCACAACAGGUGCAGCAUUUGUAGAUGGUGAUGUUGUGGCCAUCAACUCAGGGGAGAUGCAGGACACUCCAGACCAGCAGUACAUCUAUGGUUCUCGGGUGGAUUUCUGUAAUGAUGUGACACAUGAAAUCCGACCCCCUAAAGAGUUGUCCCAAGUCUCCGCCCUGGCCAUCGCGGAUGUCGCCUGUGGGAUGCUGAACAGUCGUGGUGGCUCUAUCUACUUCGGUGUGUCUGAGGACCAGAUUGUCCAGGGCAUCAAGAUUAAGCGUGAAGUCCGAGACUCCUUCCGUCUGGGUAUUGAUGACAUGAUGAUUAAGCAGAUCUCACCGCCUGUGUUGUACAUCCAGUUUGAGCUGAUUUACACGCCUGUCUUCAAGGCCACGUACAGACCCCCACCACAUGACUACAUCCAGGUGACAGAUCUGUACAUUGUAGAGCUCCGAAUUCGACCAAGUCGAGGUACUCUCCACUCAACCAAGGACUGUCUCUACAGGUUCGGUGCCAGAACACUUCCUCUCACUAUCAAGGAGGUGAGAGAGCUAGUUGUGGUAGCCGAAGAAGAUGUAUACAAAGAGGAAAUAUUCAGUCUGAGACAGAAACUGAAGAACCUGAGAGACCGGAGGCUCACAUCCUGAAUAUACAAGUUUUAUAUUUGUGGACUGAUCUACCCAGAGUACCUACCCCAUGGAUAAAGUUGUGUCCCAGUGGGGAUACAGGUGAAUAUGUGACCUCAUGUGUGUGUCCCAGUGGGAAUAUAGGUGAAGAUGUGACCUCAUGUGUGUGUCCCAGUGAUGAUACAGAUGAAGAUGUGACCUUAUGUUUCCGUCCCAGUGGGGAUACAGGUGAAGAUGUGACCCUGUGUUUGUGUCCCAGUGGGGAUGAAGGUGAAGAUAAGACCUCUUGUGUGUGUCCCAGUGGGGAUAGAGUUGGGGAUGUGACCUCAUGUGUGUGUCCCAGUGGGGAUAUAGGUGAAGAUAAGACCUCAUGUGUGUGUCCAAGUGGGGAUAGAGUUGGGGAUGUGACCUCAUGUGUGUGUCCCAGUGGGGAUAUAGGUUAAGAUAUGACCUCAUGUUUCCAUCCCAUUCAGGGUAGCGGGGAUAAUGUGACAUCUUGCUUGUCUCCCAGCUUAAUAUGAGUUGACCACCUGAUGCCUGGGAGGAAUCCCCUGGAAGUACAGGUAAAAUAAGAGGCACUGUCCUCACCUGGAGUAGGCCCCUGGAAGUACAGGUCAAAUAAGAGGCACUGUCUUCACCUGGAGUAGGCCCCUGGAAGUACAGGUCAAAUAAGAGGCACUGUCUUCACCUGGAGUAGGCCCCUGGAAAUACAGGUCAAAUAAGAGGCACUGUCCUCACCUGGAGGCCCCCAGAAGUGCAGGUCAAAUAAGAGGCCCUGUCCUCACCUGGAGGCCCCCAGAAGUGCAGGUCAAAUAAGAGGCACUGUCCUCACCUGGAGGCUCCUAGAAGUACAGGUCAAAUAAGAGGCACUGUCCUCACCUGGGGCAAACCCCUGGACGUACAGGUCAAAUAAGAGGCACUGUCUUCACCUGGAGUAGGCCCCUGGAAGUACAGGUCAAAUAAGAGGCACUGUCUUCACCUGGAGUAGGCCCCUGGAAGUACAGGUCAAAUAAGAGGCACUGUCCUCACCUGGAGGCCCCCAGAAGUGCAGGUCAAAUAAGAGGCACUGUCCUCACAUGGAGGCCCCCAGAAGUACAGGUAAAAUAAGAGGCACUGUCUUCACCUGGAGGCCCCUGGAAGUACAGGUAAAAUAAGAGGCACUGUCCUCACCUGGAGGCCCCCAGAAGUACAGGUAAAAUAAGAGGCACUGUCCUCACCUGGAGUCCCCUGGAAGUACAGGUCAAAUAAGAGGAACUGUCUUCACCUGGAGUAGGCCCCUGGAAGUACAGGUCAAAUAAGAGGCACUGUCUUCACCCGGAGUAGGCCCCUGGAAGUACAGGUCAAAUAAGAGGCACUGUCCUCACCUGGAGUAGGCCCCUGGAAGUACAGGUCAAACAAGAGGCACUGUCCUCACCUGGAGGCUCCUAGAAGUACAGGUCAAAUAAGAGGCACUGUCCUCACAUGGAGGCCCCCGGAAGUGCAGGUCAAAUAAGAGGCACUGUCCUCGCCUGGAGGAGGUGACACUCGGAUGCCAAGGUCAUUUUGUUGGUGAAGAUGAAUAAAGUUUAUUUCUGAUA
This is a messenger RNA of Haliotis rufescens (red abalone), 3966 nucleotides long. RefSeq lists its product as uncharacterized. The transcript is spliced from 13 exons. The record is from RefSeq and is a predicted model, not a curated record. NCBI's taxonomy places the organism in Eukaryota, Metazoa, Mollusca, Gastropoda, Lepetellida, Haliotidae. The coding region runs from base 125 to 2410 and encodes 761 amino acids.